This is a messenger RNA of Lymnaea stagnalis (great pond snail), 818 nucleotides long. The record is from the annotation of a GenBank genome assembly. Lineage: Eukaryota; Metazoa; Mollusca; Gastropoda; Lymnaeidae.
AGGACUUUGUGUUAUCUUUGUGGCUCAGCAGGAAAGCAGGAGGUCUGAGCAAUUAAAAAUUUUUUUUGUUUAUUUCAAUUUUUACUAGUAAUUUUCAUGUUAUCUGUGUCAAAUAUUUGUUAAGUUAGGUGCUUAAGUUUUCAGAAGCUCGCUUAGAUUUGAGGGUUUUGAGUAUUAUUAUAUUAUAAACCAGGAACCAAUGAUCAAUCGAUGUGAAGGACUUAGCAUUUCAGUUAUAAGAUCACUAAUUUAAACGAGGUUUUAUCAUAAUCUAUGUAUAUUAUAAUAAGUAUUGUAUAAGUUUUGUUCAGCUUUAUAAUUCCAUUUCUCUCCAGUUGAUUUUCUGCAUAGUUUGCUGUCAGCCAUACCACAAUUUUUGCCUGGAGGAAGAUGAAAGGCCAGACAAUAGUGAGGGUGAGGAAGGUGAAGAAGCCUCUGGUGAAGACACCCAUCAGCAUGGCACAAACAACUCAACUCUCACCUGGUGCUGUCGAAGAUGCCAGUUUUGUCAUGUUUGUGGACAGCAGAAUGGAUUAUUGAAGGUUCCGUUCUACUGUUAUAUUCACUAGCUAUAAAAUGCAUAUUGAUUAUAAAAUGUGUUGUAAAAAUUUAAAAAAUGAGCAAAUCUAAGAAUUAAAAGAUUAAAGUUAGUUAGAUUAAGUUAGUUUAUCCUAAUAUGCUAUAUUUUUUAGUGCCAUAGAUGUAAAGACACUUAUCAUCCCGAGUGUCUUGGUCCCAACUACCCAACCCGUCCCUCACGUAAAAAUAUUUGGGUGUGCACCAAAUGUGUGCGCUGUAAAAGCUGUGGUGCCACCACU